GCUCUGUCUUAAGCCUGGAACACACCAAGCCGACGCAGACGAACUAGUGGCAACGAAAACAGAUUGCAGGAUCGCCUCACGUCGGCAGCGUCUGUGUCCAGAUUUGCCCUGACACACCAAACCGAUUCUUGACACCUGACGGCCAACUAGCACGUCCGUUCUGCGCCUGCGUAGGAAAUACCUUUCCGUACCAGCAGGUGGCAGUAGUCUUGGAAGUAGUUACUCAAAGCGGGAAACCGGAAGAAGCUACAGGGAUCCAAACCAUAUACAAAGAUCAAGCAAAUCAGAGUCUCGCCAUCCACAGACGGAUUUGUGAUUUUUUGGAAAUGGCUGACAAGUUGCAAAUGGCACUGGCGUUGUCAGCCCUUGGUAUUUUGCUUGUGGAAAAGGAAAGAAAUAAUCGGACGCGAAAAAUACGCAGAAAGCGCACUAAAUGGGUGAAACCAUGGAUUCUCCAGAAACAGGCUCAUGGGGCUUUCCCGAACCUGUGUAGAGAGCUGGAACUAGAUGAAACCUCCGAUUUUAAAAAUUUUGCACGGCUUUUUCCGAUUCAAUUUAACACUUUAAAGGAACUUAUCACUCCAAUUAUACAGAGGAAAAACACAAACUACCGGGAUUGUAUCUCAGUUGGGGAACGUCUGAUGGUAACACUACGGUUCCUGGCAACAGGAGAAAGCUUCAAGAGCCUUUCUUACCAGUUCCGAGUGGGAAUGUCUACGAUUCAGCAAUUCGUUCCCGAAACCUGUGCAGCAAUCUACCAGGUCUUAAAAGAGAAAUACCUGAAGUGCCCAGACACAGUGGAAGAGUGGCAGCGAGUUGCCAUUGGAUUCCAGGCUCAGUGGAACUUCCCAAACUGCCUGGGUGCUCUGGAUGGGAAACACAUCAACAUUCGUCCCCCACCAGGAACUGGAUCGACAUUUUACAAUUACAAGCGCACAUUUUCCAUUGUUCUAAUGGCAUUGGUUGACAGCAAUUACAGAUUCCUUUAUGUUGAUGUGGGCUGCAAUGGGCGUGUUUCAGAUGGUGGAGUGUUUGGUGGAUGCUCUUUACAGGAUGCUUUAGAGAAAAGAACAUCGAACAUACCUGCACCUGCACCACUUCCUGAAUCUGACCAGCUGGCCCCUUACUGCAUUGUGGCAGAUGAGGCAUUUCCCUUGAAGGAAUAUCUCAUGAAGCCAUAUCCAAACCGCAGACUAUCUGUUGAGCAACGCAUAUUCAACUACAGGCUUUCGCGAGCUCGGAGGGUGGUUGAAAAUGCAUUUGGCAUCCUGGCAAAUCGCUUUAGAGUUUUUCUAACUACCAUUAAUAUUCAAAACACUGCCAAAGUUGAGGACAUUGUGUUGGCUUGCUGUGCUCUGCACAACUUUCUGCGUACAGAGUGCUGUGAAGCAUACAUGGCAGCAAUUGACCAGGAAGGACUAGAUCAAGACCCCGGCCUAGAGCAGGCCUCUCUGCCACACACAACCAACAGUACUUCAAAUGCCAAACAGCUCAGGGAUAAACUGUGCCAGUACUUUAAUUCAGACAUUGGUGCAGUCCCCUUUCAAUGGGGCAAAAUAUAA
Molecule: messenger RNA, 1562 nt
Organism: Carassius gibelio (silver crucian carp)
Lineage: Eukaryota; Metazoa; Chordata; Actinopteri; Cypriniformes; Cyprinidae
Exons: 3
Coding region: 327-1562 (411 amino acids)
Source: RefSeq, a predicted model, not a curated record